Spirodela intermedia is the source of this 3169-nucleotide messenger RNA. NCBI's taxonomy places the organism in Eukaryota, Viridiplantae, Streptophyta, Magnoliopsida, Alismatales, Araceae. The record is from the annotation of a GenBank genome assembly.
AUGAGAAGUAGCGGACUCACCCUCUUGUCCGCCGCCACUCCUCUCUUCCCCUCCUCCCUUCUCCUCCAACGCCUCUGCUCCCACUCCCUCCCCCUAAGAAACCCCACCCGACUCUCCUCCUCUGCCACCGCCACCGCCACCGCCGCCAUGGCCGCCAGAGUCCCUCCGGCGAUGGAAUCCCCUCCGCCGCCCGUUUCCAAGGUAACGACGCUCGAUUUCCCCUCGGCCUCCCAUUUCCGUCCGCCAUCUUCACGAACGGCCGCGCCUCCAUCUCUACCAUCUCCAGUUCAGCAUCGCGCUGUGCCAACUGACGGUGACCGCGGACAAGGAGAGGAACAUCGCCCACGCCCGCCGAGCCAUCGAAGACGCCGCCGACAAGGGCGCCCUUCUCGUACUCCUCCCGGUGAUUCCCCUCCUCCAAUUCCUCAGAUCCAUCCGCCGUGAAUCGAUCGAACGGCGGAUUGAUUGAUUCUCCCCCCAACUGGAGUAGGAGAUCUGGAACAGCCCCUACUCGAACGAGUCCUUCCCCUUGUACGCGGAGGACAUCGAGGCUGCCGGCGGCGCCGCCUCCCCUUCGCUGGCGAUGCUCUCCGACGUCGCCCGCCGGAAGCGCAUCACGAUCGUCGGCGGCUCGUUUCCAGAGCGCUCCGGCGAUCGUAUAUACAACACCUGCUGUGUCGUAGGGCCAGACGGGGAGCUCAAAGGGAAGCACAGGAAGGUGAAGUAUUAUCAUCAUCAUUAUUAGUAUUCAUCUAUCGGGGAAGCUCCAGGGUCAACCACUCGUUGACACUCGUGGCCUAUUUUCUGGGGCUAAAAAAUGAGAAAAAACUGGCAUCUGGGUCUGGUUUUUUUUUUUCUUUUUUUGGCAGAUUCAUCUCUUCGACAUUGACAUCCCUGGGAAAAUCACAUUCAAGGAGUCGAAGACGCUGACAGCCGGGGAAAAUCCCACCAUCAUUGACACAGGUUCGAGACGUUCGCUGACUAAUCACCCGUUGACUACUGAGGAUCUGUAGAAAUAAUUAGAUGGAGUGUAUGUAAGACAAAAAUAGCGCACCCAUUUGUUCUACGAGAGGUGGGCAGCUCAUAGGCUUGUGAUAUUGAAGCUAACCUAUGUCAAAUUCUUGCCUUCCGCUACUUAUUUCUACUGGAAAACUCAGAUUUUUAUGGAACAGAGUCCACGACACGCUGUGGCUGACUGCUGAACUCUUUGGAUGCAGAUGUUGGGCGCAUCGGGGUGGGCAUUUGCUACGACAUUCGAUUCCAGGAGUUGGCAAUGUUGUACGCAGCACGAGGUUUUACUCUACACAGUUGCCCUAGUUUUGUCUCCGUCUCAAGUAGCCCCCGCAUGGAAAGAAAUAGCUGAGACCCUGUGACAGCCCCCUAUAGGAAAACUAAUCGGGUGGCUCGUAUGUGAAAAUUGAAGGCGUUCAGGGAGGGGAGAGAGAGAGAGAGAGAGAGAGAGAGACUUGUGGGCCUAUCUCUGCACCAACAUUAAGGCAUAGAGAUUUGUGUAUUUAUCAGGUGCCCAUUUGCUCUGCUAUCCUGGAGCAUUUAACAUGACGACUGGCCCUCUACACUGGGAACUGCUGCAGAGAGCAAGGUAAGACUCUCCCUGACCUCAUUCCUCCCAGUUGGAAACUAGGACAUGAAAUGGCACACAAAGAAAUUCACUACGAGAUUAAUAUUCAAAUAGCGACAAUUUUGUACCUCUCUCUCUUUUAACUUGUUGAGGCAUUCCUUGUGAGGGAAUGGAGUCAAUUCUUUCUCCUCCGCUCAGCUCCUUUCAUACCUUUGCAGAGCCAAACACCCCUGUCUGAAAUUUUUAAAGGGUCUAUUGCCCUAGCCCCUCUCUCUCUCUCUCUCUCUCUCUCUCUCUCUCUCUCUCUCACUAGAAACCUCAACUUAGGGCAAGCUCUUAGUUUACUGUCCAUCAUGCAAUAUGGCAAUGCUUUUCUAUCACCAACUUUCGUGUUUUAUUAUUAGUUUAUGCUGGGGGGGGGGGGGUUUACUGAUAAGUUAUUUAUUUCUUUCUUAUUUCUCAGGGCUGCGGAUAAUCAGGUAAUUCUUUCAAGACACGUCCUACUGCCAAUUUUACAUCGAGGCCAAUAAUUUGUGAGAGUAUACCUAACAACUUUCUUCAAACAAAUCAAUCAAUCCACCGAAAAACAUUAGGAAACCGAAACUGUCCCAUUUUGGAGGAGGAGGGAGGAGGGAGGAGGGAGGAGUCCCACCAAGAUAAGUUCUAGUGGAAUGGAAAGGCCCUCCUUUACAUUUGCCGCCUCCCCCAGAUAGGAAAAUAGACCGGCCAAGUCAAAGUUCCCUAAGAUUAUUUAUCCUAGCUGGAGAGCCACUCUGACGUGUUCUCUGUUCUGUCAAAUCAUCAAGAAGGGUUUGUGGACCCGGGGUGGAAUUCCCUGGACUCAUUCAGCUGGGCGUAUGUGAUUUUCCUUUGACAGCUCUACGUGGCCACUUGUUCACCUGCACGGGACCCUAGUGCUGGCUAUGUUGCUUGGGGCCACUCCACUCUUGUUGGACCUGUGAGUACAACUAUUCACUUAUUCUUUUAUUUUAUUUUAUUUUAUUUUAUUUUAUUUUAUUUUAUUUUUAUGGACCUUGUGCAGACAGAAUAUCAAUCAUUUACAUAAAAUGAUUGACUGGACAUAUACUUUUAUCUUCAUUAGUUAUGUGCUAUAGUUCCUCACACUUGAGUGAGCAAGACUGUCAGUGGGCCUGGUCAACUUUUUUUAUUUUCCUUGACUUAGCCUCAAUAUCUAGUCUAGGAAAGAAACAGGCCCAGCCCACCAAGUUUGUGGCCCAUUUGCUACUCCCCCUAGUUGCCAGCUUUCUCAGAUGGAAGGAAUGAAUGAAUAGAAACCACUCAUUUCUCUGUGUUCUAUUUGCCAUACAGUUUGGAGAGGUGCUGGCCACCACAGGGCACGAAGAGACGACGAUCAUAGCGGAGAUUGACUAUUCACUAAUAGAACUAAGAAGGUGGAAGGAAGACCACUACCUCCAAGUAGAACAAUAUGAUGGUCGUCCACUUUCUAUUCAAUAGAUGCUGAUUAAUCUACGUAUUCAUCUAUAAUGCAGGUCGAGCCUCCCCCUCAGGAACCAGCGGCGAGGGGACCUCUACCAGUUGGUCGAUGUCCAGAGGCUGAAUUCCCAGUAG